AUGAGCGGCCAGAGCCCGUCUGAGAAAGCGGCGGCAGGCCCGGGGCCGACCGCGGUCUUGGGUAAUAAGAGCGGCGGGGGCGGCGGCGCGUCGUCUCGGGCUGGGGCGGGGGCCGGGGCGGCCGUGACGGCGGCGGCCUCGGCCCCGGCCCCGGCCCUGAGCUGCCAGGAGAACUACGCGUGCAGCGGCUCGGAGGCGGCCUUCGAGUGCGACGAGUGCGGGAGCCUGCAGUGCGCCCGCUGCGAGGAGGAGCUGCACCGGCAGCCGCGCUUCACGGAGCACGAGAGGAGCCGCAUCCAGCCCGGCCACGUCCCGUACUGCGACCAGUGCAACCGAGCGGGCCCCGCCGCCACCGCCACUGCCGCCGCCACAGCCGCCGCCGCCGCCGCCGCCGGGCUUCAGGCCAACAGCCACAGCAGACAGAGGGCAGCGGUCCGCUGCGAGAGCUGCAAACUCAACCUGUGCGCCGAGUGUCAGCGCAGGAACCACUCCAACAAGCGCAAGCACCCGGUCACCGGCUACCCGCAGCCCCGGGCCAACGGCCUGGAGGAUCCCGAGCAGCGGGAGGCCGAGCAGGUCAGCCUCAGGAACAAGAGGCUCACCCAAAGCGUCAGGAGCUUCCUGCUGGUGGACGAGAACGAGGAGAUCCAGGUAGAAGAUGAAGAAGAAUUCAUCCGGAACCUGGAUUGCAAACCAGAUAAGAAUCUCAAGGUUGUUUCUAUAUUUGGUAACACGGGUGAUGGCAAGUCUCAUACCCUCAACCACACCUUCUUCUACGGUCGUGAAGUUUUCAAGACCUGCCCGACCCAGGAAUCGUGCACGGUUGGAGUGUGGGCAGCCUAUGAUCCAGUUCAUCAAGUUGUUGUCAUAGACACUGAGGGCUUGUUAGGAGCUACUGUGAACCUAAGUCAAAGAACACGAUUGCUACUUAAAGUGCUUGCUAUAUCAGAUACAAUUAUUUACAGAACUCGUGCUGACAGAUUACACAAUGACCUCUUCAAGUUUCUUGGCGAUGCAUCUGAAGCUUACCUUAAACAUUUCACUAAAGAGUUGAAAGCUACCACUGCCCGAUGUGGAUUGGAUGUUCCUUUAUCUACGCUGGGGCCGUCGGUCAUAAUCUUUCACGAGACUGUUCAUACUAAGUUAUUGGGAUCUGACAGACCUUCGGAGAUGCCAGAAAAACUACUGCAGGAACGAUUCCGCAAGUUGGACCGGUUUCCCGAAGCCUUCUGUUCCAUCCAGUACAAGGGAACCAGAACAUAUAACCCCCCAACUGACUUCUCAGGACUCUUACAGACCAUCGAACACCAUCUGAAUAACAAUACAACCCGUUCUCCCAGGCCUCCGGGAAUCAUUUUCAAGGCUUUGAAAGCUUUGAGUGAACGUUUCAGUGGAGAAAUCGCAGAUGACCAAAUGGCUCACAGCUCCUUCUUCCCUGAUGAAUAUUUCACUUGCUCUUGUUUGUGCCUCAGUUGUGGAAACGGGUGUAAGAACAGCAUGAAUCACGCAAAGGAUGGCAUUCCUCACGAGUCUCCGAGCCGCUGCAGCUACUCGCACCAGUACGAUAACAGAGUGUAUACCUGCAAGGCCUGUUACGAGCGAGGGAAAGAGGUAAUUGUAGUGCCUAAAACAUCUGCUUCCACUGAUUCUCCAUGGUUGGGUCUCGCCAGAUAUGCCUGGUCAGGGUAUGUGAUUGAAUGCCCAAACUGUGGGAUCAUUUAUCGCAGUCGGCAGUACUGGUUUGGGAACCAGGAUCCGGUGGACACAGUUGUGAGAACAGAGAUUGAACACGUUUGGUCUGGAGCCGACGGGUUUCUGAAGGACAACAACAAUGCCGCACAGCGUUUACUGGACGGGGUGAAUUUCAUGGCGCAAUCGGUUUCAGAUUUCAGUGCAAAACCCACCAAAGCGGUUACAGCAUGGCUCACAGAUCAGAUCGCUCCGGCCUACUGGAGGCCAAACUCUCAGAUUAUUAAUUGUCAGAAAUGUAAUAAGCCGUUUGAAGAGCAGGAAACAAAACAUCACUGCAGAGCUUGUGGGGAAGGCUUCUGUGAUGUGUGCUCUUCAAAAUCCAAGCCUGUUCCUGAACGAGGCUGGGGAGUGGCUCCAGUUCGUGUGUGUGAUGGGUGCUUUGAAGGUGGAAGAAUCAGAACCGGUAAUCUGGAAAUCGUAGAGGAAGACGGUGAUGAAAGCAGCACACUAAUAGCCCGAAAGGUUGGGGAAGCUGUGCAGAACACUCUCGGAGCCGUUGUCACAGCCAUAGACUUCCCAUUAGGUCUGGUGAAAGAUGCUGCCAGGCCUACAUACUGGGUGCCAGACCAUGAGAUUGCAGCUUGCUGCCAAUGUCGGAAAGAGUUUACACCAAAAAUGUCCAAGCAUCACUGCCGAGCCUGCGGGCAGGGCUUCUGCAAUGAAUGUUCUCAGGAGAGGAGAAGUGUCCCUUCACGUGGCUGGGACCACCCUGUACGAGUGUGUAUAAACUGUAACAAAAAGACAGGCGAUCUUUGAGUAGCGCAAUGGUUGUAAAGGGCAACGCCCGACUAACAUUGAACUUUAAUCCUAAUUAUUCUUUGUUUUUAUUUAUUACCACAUAUGCAUGACGUUUUGAAAAGCAUAAUAGACCUGUUAAAAAAAAUGAUUUUAAAUCUGUCAUGAAAACCUCCCGUGGGGUAUAUUUUUAAAAUAAAAUCGGGAUGCUGUACUAACAGGGUUAAAUUAGGAGCUGGGGGUUCUAGGGUUACAUCUAUGUUUAUUGUGCUUUUUUUAAAAAGGCGGUUGGAUUAAAAAUUUGCCUUCAGUUAUCUCAUGAAAUCAUAGCUGUCUCCCCUCUCACCAGAACGCACCUAUAUUCUGUAUGUGUAAAUGGGUGAUAGACUGCCGUGGAUGAGGCAGUGCGGUUUGGGAGGGAGUGGCAGACUGUAUUGAACUCCAUAUGUCCCACACAGAUAAAUAUGGAAGUUGGGGAUUGUAUUCAGGUCAAGAAUAUAUUUGUUAAAUUAUGAAAUGUUAGCUCCUUUUAGACUUCACAUAGGAUCGGCUAAUUUUCAAUCCUGUCAGUUAAUGAGUACAGUUUAGGACAUGAUAUAAAUAGGCACUUUUUUAAAAAAAAAGAUUAAAAAAAUUCAACAGGAAGGAAAAGGGCUUGCACCACUGUUUUAGCCAACAAAAAUCAUGAUUUUUUUCUCAUAAAAUGCCUCCAUUGGAAUAAAAGCUGUCCACACAUUACUAUAGCAACUGUACAGCUCUGUUUAUUAAAAACAAUGUACAUUCACAGUUAAUGAUUUAUGCAAAUAAAAUGGUGGUUGCCCAUACCGUUGCUUCCCAUUAAUAUGGAAGUCUUCUUGAGUUAUUGAAACGGUGCGUGGGAUUUUACAACUGGCCUCUGGUACAUCAAAGGAUGUACGUUUGGUGUUGGCUGUUGACUUUGGCUUGUAGCCCAUGUAGAUCAGUAUUUGAAUUUAAUUAUUAACAAAAUUUAAAAACUAGAAGUCAAUAUAAAUCUAUAUUCAGGAUAUCUAUGCUUGUUGUAGAUCAUAACUCUUAGUGGAGGUUUUUGGGAUCAAGGCCAGAUUUUGAAAUUUGGCCAAAGUCCUAAAUGCACAACUAAAUAAUCUUAUAAGAGUCCCUUUUAUCCAUUUCACCAUGUGAGAUUUUUAAAAAUGCAUUUGUGUCAGGAUGCAAACUAUGUGUUUAGUUAAAUUAUUUGAUCAGAUGACUCUGUUGGUAAAGAUGCUGCAUGAUAUAAGCACUGAAAUAUCGACCAAGAAGGUUGUGGUGCUGUCUCUAAUGCAGAGUUAACUGACUUCAGCUGGAAAUGCCAGGUUGUUAUAUAGUGCAAUAAUGUGUUUCAAGUGCCCCUGAGCUCAGAAGGAAGAAAAAGUCAGCUUGGAUUCCUGGUGCUAUUCAGUGGUCCUCUGGCUCGAAACUGUGUGUAUGUAAAUGUUAGGUGUUGACAGGACCUAGCUUAACCUCUCCCACCCCACCCCAGCCCCCCUCAUGAUCUUAUUACCUUUCUGCCCUCCUUGCCUAUGCUCACUUGGCGAAUUGUCACUUGGCAUCUCUGGUGCUUGUAAAACUUCCAGCAUGAGGAGGGGUGGUUAAUAUAGGAAAGGAGCUGAGAAAUUUGGGAGCCUAUUCUUGCUCUCAUAGUAUGUGCAAAAACCACCCCAUUUUGUAGAGCUUUAAAGAUCUUUCCCUUCCGAGUCCAUUGUUUUCCUGUUGGGAGAACACUGAUGGCUGUUAACUGUUUAUAAUUCUGAUACAAAAUUAAGUGGAAGAUGGCAGUGAAUUCUAUUCAAUAAAUUAGAUGGUGAUGUUCAUAGCAUGUGAACUUUUUUUCCUAGAAAAAAUAGACAUUUGAUCCAUUGGGACUCGGGUUGCCUUUUAAUGCUAUUUGGCUUUUUUUUACAGCAAAGCAAUGAGAUUGGCAACUGACUGUGUUGGCUUAUGCCAAAACAAUCAUCUGUUUUAAAAAUCCAUAUUAUGAUUUCAUGAAGGUAGCUGUUACCCUUCAUUUGAAAAGUAACUGCAGCAGUUGAAUAGAUGACUGUGUUCAACUAAUAUCUUGGUUUGUUGUUAUCUGCUUCCCCACAACUAUAGAAGUUGGUACUGUGUUCUUCCCUCAGCUUGAUUAGAAAAUGCAUCGACAUUGAAGCUAAGUUGCUUUGAAGUGACUUCAUAGUAUUAAAAUUUAUUUUUAAUCGUAGGGUAAGAUAAGCGAAGAACCAGACAAUGUACGAGUGUGUUUAACAUGGGAAGAAUUUUGAUUCACAUUGCAUGGGGCUUUGACUGAAACCUCUUCAUCCGAUUUAAUGUCUUAAUGACAUUCCUUGUACAGAUGUCCAGUACAGUGUGUACUUCAUUAUAUUGCUAACUUGUUAUGAAGUUUUAACCCAACUUGUAGAUUUGUUAAGUGUUGAAUGGAACACUGCUUCGUAGUUGUCAAGGAGAGAAUAAAACCGUUCUCUCUCUCUUUCCCCCCCUCCCCCCCCACACAC
This is a messenger RNA of Callorhinchus milii (elephant shark), 4997 nucleotides long. It is a transcript of the gene zfyve1, whose product is annotated as zinc finger, FYVE domain containing 1. Bases 1 to 2508 code for a protein of 835 amino acids. NCBI's taxonomy places the organism in Eukaryota, Metazoa, Chordata, Chondrichthyes, Chimaeriformes, Callorhinchidae. The transcript is spliced from 11 exons. The record is from RefSeq and is a predicted model, not a curated record. Gene Ontology annotation, molecular function: zinc ion binding.